UAUACUCUCGCGCUGGCGGAUGUAUUCAUGUAUUGCGUGCUGCGGCUCUUGUCACUCAUUCGCUGUGCUGCUCGCUCGGAGCGCAUUCGGUGUCAACGGCUGAGGACCAAUUCAUGAUAUUACAACAACCUGAAACAGGGGCAAAGCAUCGGAGUCUUUUAGAUAAUAACUGAACCAACUCUACCUAUUCUACACGGAGCAUACCUUUGGAAGAGAUUGCAAUGCUUCAGAUAAGGGAUCUCAUUUGGACAUUGCUUUUCUUUGGUUAUGCAGCUGCCUUGCAAGUGGAAAUCACUCCAGUCCAGGGAGAGAUCAGCGUGGGAGAAUCCAAAUUCUUUUUGUGUGAAGUUGUUGGAGAUGCUAAGGAAAUAGACUGGUUUGCACCCAAUGGGGAGAAGCUCCUGCCAGGCAGACCAGACAUCAGUAUCAGCAAGAAUGACGACUUCUCGUCGACGCUCACAAUCUACAAUGCCAACGUCGACCAUGCGGGCAUGUACAAGUGUGUGGCGAAAAGUGGGGACAAGGAAUCUCAGGGCACUGUCAUCGUUAAAAUUUUCCAGAAACUCACUUUCCAAAACGCUCCAUCGCCUCAAGAGUUCAACGAAGGCGAUAACGCUGACAUCAUCUGUGACGUCAUCGGCUCGCCGCCCCCAACUAUCAUCUGGAUGUAUAAAAAAAACAAAAUCCAGCCCGAGACUGAUGUCCGUUUCAAGGUCUUAAGCAACAACCACCUCCAGAUCCGCGGCAUCAAAAAGACAGAUGAGGGUGCCUACACCUGUGAGGGCCGCAUCAUGGCCCGUGGAGAAGUCGACCUCAGGGUCAUCAAAGUCAUUGUCAAUGUUCUGCCAACUAUCCGGAAGCGCUACACUGUUCUUAAUGCCACUGCAGACAUCAACCAGGCCAUGACGUUGGCCUGUUACGCAGAUGGCUACCCAGAACCAUCAGUCACGUGGGCACGAGGUAAUAUCGUGCUGGAAUCAGACGGAAAGUACAGCCUGAAUGAAGAUGGGUCGGAGUUGACCAUCAAAGGCGUCACUAAGCUCGAUGAAGGAGAUUACCAGUGCAUCGCUCGAAACAAGGCCGGAGAGAAGAGUGAGGAAGUCUCACUCAAUGUGUUUGUGCAACCCAAGAUCACAUUCUUAGAAAACCAGACGGCCUCUGAAUUGGAGGAGCAGAUCACUCUAACUUGUGAGGCCACGGGUGAUCCCACCCCCAACAUCAUCUGGAGCUUUGGUCGCCGGGUCUUCACAGAGAAUGAGCAGGCUUCAUGGACUCGACCUGAGAAACACAAGAGUCUGGAUGGUAACGUGAUCGUGCGCAGUGAUGCCCGUGUGUCCUCUCUGACUCUGAAAUACGUGCAGUUCACCGAUGCCGGCCAGUACCUCUGCACUGCCCGCAACUCCAUCGGUCAGGACAUCCAGAGCAUGUACCUGGAAGUGCGCUAUGCUCCAAAGAUCCAAGGCCCUGCGGCGGUGUUCACCUGGGAUGGUAAUCCAGCUAACAUCACCUGCGAGGCCCUUGCUCACCCGGCCGCCUCCGUUUUGUGGUUCCGUGAUGGCCUAAUGCUGCCUAGCGCUAAUACCACCAACGUCAAGAUCUACCACACUCCUUCUGCCAGCUUCCUGGAAGUCACUCCGGAGUCCCAGAACGACUUUGGCAGUUACAACUGUACGGCUACCAAUGUCAUCGGCACGGAGUCAAAGGAAUUCAUUUUGGUUCAAGCAGAUGUGCCUUCGGCCCCCUCUAUGGAGCGUGUGGAGCCGUAUUCCAGCUCAGCAAUGGUGGAGUUUGAUGAGCCUGCCUCCAGUGGAGGAGUGCCUAUCCUCAAGUACAAGGCUAAAUGGAGGAUAGCAGGCAAAGACUGGACUGACAGAGAGUAUGAAGCUGAAGAUGGUCUCAACUCGAUCACCAUUGAUGGGCUGAAGCCAGAGACCACGUAUGAGGUCAAGAUAUCAGCCAUCAACGGCAAGGGUGAAGGAGAGAGCAGCCCCCCUGAGAGCUUUAAAACCCAACCUGUCCGCUCCCCUUUCAAAACAUCUUCAGAGACUCCAACUUCCAUUCCUCCAACCACUGCCGAUCUUAAAGGGGAACCUAAUCCUCCUAAACUGGAGGCAAAGACACUGUCCACAGGCAACGAGAUGAAGGUCCACUGGAUCAAGCAGGACGAUGGGGGCUCUCCCAUCAAACUCUAUCUAGUGCGCUACAAAGCUAAGAAUCGCCAGGACUGGAAGCCGGAGAUUCGCCUGCCCAACGGCAGCGAGUACGUUGUUCUGCAAGGUCUGGAAUGGAACACGGAGUACGAGGUCUCCGUCAUUGCCGAAAACCAGCGAGGACGAUCUGAUCCCGGCACACUCUCCUUCAGGACCUUGCCAGAACCCACCGCCAUCCCAGAAACCAGCUCAGGGAUGGGCACCGGGGCAAUCGUGGGCAUCCUCAUUGUGGUCUUCGUCCUGCUCCUCUUCGGCGUGGACGUCACAUGCUACUUCCUCAACAAGUGCGGCCUCCUCAUGUGCAUCGCCGUCAACUUCUGCGGCAAGUCUGGGCCCUCUUCCAAAGAGAAGGAUAUCGAGGAGGGAAAAGCCGCUUUCACUAAGGAUGAAUCUAAGGAGCCCAUUGUGGAGGUAAGGACUGAGGAGGGACACACACCAAACCAUGAAGGAGGAGGACCCACCGAACCCAAUGAGACCACCCCUUUGACAGACCCUGAGCACGCUGCUGACACCACAGCAACAGUAGUGGACUUGCUUCCCUCUGUAACCACUAACUCAGACCCUGGCACUGACAGUCCUACUAGCGAUAGCACCACCCUUACCUCAAGCACUGCCCCUGCAGCCAACCCUAAAGCGGUCCCUAAAGCUACCCCCCAGUCCAGCACCCCCAAACCUAGCAUCACCUCACCCACCUCCCCACAAGCUGCUCCUGCAGCCGUGGCCCCUCUGGUGGACCUGAGCGAUACACCCUCCAACCAGACCUCAAAGUCCUUAGAUGCCCCCCAGCCGUCUGAUUCAACCCCUGCAGAUCCGGCCAAAGCCAAUGGCCAGAGCCCGGCUGAGCUGGCAAACUCCCCCCAAAGUAAGGACUCUCAGGUACAGGGAGGAGCCCACCAGACAACAGAUAAUGACCUUGCCAAGGAUGCGCUGGGCAAGCCCUCCAGCGACCCUUCCAGCGCACCGUCCGCACCCAACCAGGACGAUGGUAAAAUUGUUGUAGAUGACAAAAGUAAAACGCCAGACAUGGAGGUAAAGAAAAACCCGGCGGAGGUGAAGACAGUCCCUAAUGAAGCCCCCCAGACGAACGGCAACGAGAGCAAAGCAUGAUCCGGAAUGGACGGCGAACAACAUUCACAGACAGACAGCACCACACCACCACCACAUCUCAAAUACAAGGGGUUCUUUCUUCAGUGUCUUUAAGUUCACAGAACAAUACACGUCAAAAUGUAUAGAGCGCAUAAAGAGCUCGCGCAUAUGCCUUUUAUUUUAUACUUUUUGAUUGUUUCUACCAUUGAAGCCUUUCUUUUUUUCAUCAAUGCAAGAAGGAAAGAUUAUUUUCCUCUAGUGCAGUCUCCUUGACCUCUGUAAGUAAGAUCAGUGACUUCAAAUACACCUAUCACAGUUAUCACCUUUUCGCCUUCACACAUUCAAUUCUGUCCUGUUUUAUUACAUGCAGUAUUGCCAUUGUUAUUGUCUGUCACAUUAAUUUUUGAGGGAACAUUUUUGAUGUUUUACUUAUGUUUAAAUAAUGUACAAAAGCAACUGCCUUUUAUUAUUAUUGUUUUUUUUUUGUCACAUUAUUAUAAAAAACAAAUUGAGAGCGAGAAAGAAAGGGUGUUAACAAUAGAUUUUUAGCAUGCUUGCUUUGCAGAAUUAUUUUUAUAUAUGUCUUCUUCUUUUUUACCCCAGCCCUGAGUGUUUACAGCAUUUUGCUCUGAUAUCCCUCAUUAACAUGACGUUUGCUUCUGUAGCAAACCCGACACAAACAAUUACACAAUUAACUAGCGGUUAGGGUUAGACUGUGCAAAUCACCACUACUACUUUUUCCUGUUUUAUCCCGUUUCUCCUGAACCUUAGAGUUUCUUCUUUACUUUAGGUUUUUAGGAGAUACUUGAUUUAAAAAAAAGUCUUACAGUCUUAAAAAAAAAACUAAAACAUUAGGUACAACCAAGAGCUCUUGGUUGCACUCGUGGCAUAAUGAAAACAUCAGGCGCACGUGUUCACGUCCCAUAUCACGUCUGCCCAUUGCUCUAUUGGCUUUUGCCCAUGUAAUUAAUAAAUGUUGUUAAAAUGAAGCCGUGACCCUUUGAUACUAAUAAAAAUUCAAAUACUUGUCAGUUUUUGUUUGUUUGGUUGGUUGGUUUUUGACUUAAAUGGCCAAAUUAUUGUUUUACUUUUUAUUUAAGCCAUAGUACUCCAGUGUGGAUCGUAGCAUAAAGAAUAUUCAGCCUGACUUUUUUUACAGAGUUUCUCAUUCUUUAGCUGCAAGCUUGUGCACUGUGAAUGCGUGAAAAUCCUAGUGUGAAUACAGUGUGUACUAGAAUAAAACAAAACAAAAAAGUUUCCAUAGGUUGUGAAAGCCGUAGCAGUUAGUUUAAAUGAUGUUGAUCAUGAUAAGAAUAAAAAAAAAAGAUG
Carassius auratus (goldfish) is the source of this 4625-nucleotide messenger RNA. Its product is annotated as neural cell adhesion molecule 1-like. The record is from RefSeq and is a predicted model, not a curated record. NCBI's taxonomy places the organism in Eukaryota, Metazoa, Chordata, Actinopteri, Cypriniformes, Cyprinidae. Gene Ontology annotation, biological process: synapse organization; homophilic cell-cell adhesion. Gene Ontology annotation, cellular component: neuronal cell body; axon; plasma membrane. The transcript has 23 exons. Gene Ontology annotation, molecular function: protein binding; axon guidance receptor activity. The coding region runs from base 222 to 3317 and encodes 1031 amino acids.